AUGGCCGAAGAAACGGCGAGUCUGUUGCUGAAUCAAACGCUGGCGGUUUGCCGAAACAUCAAGGACGAUCCGACCUUCCUGACAUUAACCGCUUUGCUUCCCGUCGCCGCUGUCUGUGUCAUAUGCAUAACGACGUUCUUCGCGAUUAUUCUGAAGAGCGAUACAACGUACUGCUAUGAAAUACGAGCUCUGCUGAUGGUCGAAUCCGUGUGCUCGAUCGUCGCCUGCUUCAUGGUCGCUGUCAGGCAGGCAUACGCGACGUGGAUCUAUUUCGAUGAAGAGAUAAUGUUCCUGUCCGCGAUUCCUUGCAUGAUCCUCGGCGGCAUGGUCUUCACCGGUCUGAUAUGCGAAUCGUCCAGUGGCCUAAUGCUCGCCUUGGCGCUGUUCUACCGAAACAAGGCCACCAUAUUCUAUAACUGUAUCACUCCUUCGCUGUGGUGCACGGGCAAUGUCGCGCUUUCUGGGAUCGCUGGCAUCAUUCACAGCUGGGUGACGUACGUACAGACCACUGAAGACCGCACCCGCUUUUGCAACUGCCCGCCCGUGCUUUCGUUCUACGCCUAUACCAGUGCUUCUUCGUUUAUUCUUCUUUUCACUAACUGUGUCACUCUCGUACUCAUGCUGUACACGGUCUACGAAUACAAGCAACUUUUUUCCAAUCGCCGAUCGUCCGAUAUGACAAGUGGUUACUCGCAGUGGGUGAUCGAGAUGCGUAGUGACCGGUACCUGCUGUGGACGGUGUGGCCGGCAGUGUGCAUCAAUUUGAUUAUCUUCUUUCUAACCGGAGUGGUUGCGAUACCCUCAGCGAGGGCAUCUUACGUUAGCAUAAGCAUCACGAUGGCCAAUCAACUUUUAACUAUUAACCUUAUUACCAUAUCUACUCACUGUGUGCAGCCGGUCAUACUCAUGUGUACGAACAAAUUUUUUGCACGAAAGAUAACAGUCUACUUCCGCAAAUGCAGCCUCGUUCUAUGUCGCUGUUUCGCAGCUCCCUCCGGAAGCAGUCGCGAAGAAGUUCAUGUUAAUAUGUCCGUCGUGAAUCGCGUCAGUACGAUUUCAGUUGCUUCCAACGAAUGA
Messenger RNA from Soboliphyme baturini, 1077 nucleotides. The record is from the annotation of a GenBank genome assembly. NCBI's taxonomy places the organism in Eukaryota, Metazoa, Nematoda, Enoplea, Dioctophymatida, Soboliphymatidae.